AUGGAGGCCGCGGUGGCGGCGUUGGAGGCGGCCGCGGAGAAGAAUGCUGGAGUGGCGGCGGCUGCGAGGGAGGCUGCGGUGGCGGCCUCGGAUGCUGCGACUGGGGCUGCUGGGGUGGCCACGUCUGCCAAGGAGGCUGCGGCGGCGGCCUUGGCUACUGCAAACCAGGCGGCGGCGGCAUUGUCCACAGCGAAAGAGGUCGCGUUGGCGGCGGAGGCUGCUGCGACUAAGGCUGCAGGGGUGGCCAAGGCUGCGAACAAGGCUGCGGCGGCGGCCUUGGCUACUGCAGAUCAGGCGGCAGCGGUAUCGUCGACAGCGAAAGAGGCCGCGAUAGCGGCGGACGCUGCCGCGAAGGAGAAGGAAGCUGCUGCAGCGGAGACCGCGAAGGUGCUGGCGGCUGCGAUACGCUAUUCUAAGAAGCGCAGAUUCCAUCAGAUCGACGACGGAGGGAGUGGUGGCGGCAACCGCGAUGACAGGGGAAACCUCGAUCUCAUCACCGCCUCUCCGACAAGGUCCUCGGCAGCAUCAUCGACCUGCUUCGGGAAGGAGCCGGCAGCUGCUGUAGAGGCGAUCGCGAAGGAGCCGGCGGCGGCAAUGUGCUACUCUAAGAAGCGUACAUUCCAUCAGAUCGACGACGGAGGGAGUGGUGGCGGCAACCGCGAUGACAGGGGAAACCUCGAUCUCAUCAGCGCCCUCCCUGACGAGGUCCUCGGCAGCAUCAUCUCCCUCCUCCCCACCGAGGAAGGCGCCCGCACGCAGGCCAUCUCUCGCCGGUGGCUUCCCCUCUGGCGCUCCGCGCCACUUAAUCUCGUGGUUAAAUUUGAAGUGGACAUCAAGAAAGGCAAGCUCAUCGCAUCAGCCUCUAACAUCAAGCUCAUCGCCUCAGUCUCGAAGAUCCUCUCUGAGCACCAUGGCCAUGCCCGCCGCUUAUCGCUCUGGCUGCUCAACGCUGCCGACUUCCCCGCGCCUGGCGGGGGGUGCAAUAUCGAUGGCUGGCUUCGCUCUCAAGCCCUCGACGGCCUACAGGAGCUCAAUUUCGACUACACGAGUGAGCGUGACAUGCCGCUGUCUGUGUUUCGUUUUGCUCCCACGCUCCGUGUCGCCAAGUUCAGCUUUUGCCGUUUCCCCGAAUAUAUUUCCACAAUGCGGCUGAAUUUCCCGUGUCUCAAGCAGCUUGAGCUGUUCGGUGUCAACAUUACCGAGGAUGGUCUCCACAGCAUGCUCUCUGGCUGCAUUGCCUUGGAAAGCCUUGACUUGAGGCAUGCUUUUGGCAUAGCUGGCCUCUGCAUCAGCUCCCAAACUCUUAGGAGCUUGUGUUUCUCCGCUCACAGUAAAAAAGGUGUUACUUCGCAGCUAGUCAUCAAGGAUGCCCCGUCUCUUGAAAGAUUGCUACUGCUGCCACCUAGUCUAGACAAUGUUCGAGUGAUCAUCCGGAUGAUCCGGACACCUAAACUGGAGAUAUUGUGUUUGCGAUUUCAAGGCAUCUCAAAACUUCAGUUUGGAACAACAAUUUUUCAGAAAAUGAUUGCUGUAAGCUUAACAACCAAAAUUCGCACCAUGAAGGUUUUGGUUCUUGAUUCUAUUGGCCCUAAUCUGGAUGCAGUUGUUGACUUCCUCAAGUGUUUCCCCUGCUUGGUGAGCCUGUAUAUCAUUUCAGAUCCAACAAAGGAUAUGAAUAAUGCGAGGGAGUAUGACCCGUUGGAUCCAAUUGAGUGCCUUGAGCUCCAUCUAAAGAAAGUGGUGUUGAUGAAUUAUGAUGGCAGCAAGAAGCCAUCUGUUGACUUUGCCAAGUUCUUUGUUCUGAAUGCUAAAUUGCUAAAAGAAAUGGAAAUCCAAGUCAUUAACAACAGAAACGACGACUGGAUGACUAAUCAACAGAAGCAGCUAUGUGUGGAAAAUAGGGCUUCUCGAGAUGCCCGGAUUGAACUGAAAAUCGACACUAGGAAAUCACACAUACGCAUGGAUACCCAUGAUUUGUCAAUGGCAGAUCCAUUUGACAGCAGGCCCUUUCAUUGAUACUACAAAUGUAGUUGAUGCCCAUUCCCAAGAUUGUGUUGCUCUGUCGAAAGUACAAUAUUUUGUAUGUCUGUCUUGGUCUGUAACCUAAUGCUGUCCACCCUUCAAUUGCUCAGGAUUGAGGAGGGAGUGUAACUAGUUUGUAAGCUCAAGCUUCAAAUCCAAACCUGGGAAGUUCAAGCUGCUAAUAGAAUGCUAGUUUAAGCUGCUAAGUUUAGCUGGUAUUGGUUGCUACGUUGCUGUUUGGUGUUGUAUUGAUGGUACACCAGCAGCUACUAUAUCUCUGUUUUGAGCACUCGCUUUAAUGAAAAAGA
This is a messenger RNA of Lolium rigidum, 2330 nucleotides long. Its product is annotated as F-box/FBD/LRR-repeat protein At2g04230-like. NCBI's taxonomy places the organism in Eukaryota, Viridiplantae, Streptophyta, Magnoliopsida, Poales, Poaceae. The coding region runs from base 1 to 2016 and encodes 671 amino acids. The transcript is spliced from 3 exons. Gene Ontology annotation, molecular function: protein binding. The record is from RefSeq and is a predicted model, not a curated record.